Molecule: messenger RNA, 1841 nt
Organism: Poeciliopsis prolifica (blackstripe livebearer)
Lineage: Eukaryota; Metazoa; Chordata; Actinopteri; Cyprinodontiformes; Poeciliidae
Product: nebulette-like
Exons: 17
Coding region: 9-1820 (603 amino acids)
Biological process (GO): cardiac muscle thin filament assembly
Cellular component (GO): Z disc
Molecular function (GO): actin filament binding
Source: RefSeq, a predicted model, not a curated record
UCGGCCUCAUGCAGAGCCAACACAGAUACACAGCGGAGGGGAAGCAGCUUCUCUCUCAGAGCGUUUUCUCUCAGCUGCCAGAAACCAGAGACAUCAAGUCGGCUUUAGCCGCCGCUGAGCUGCAGAGCGAGAACAAGUACAAAUCGUCGGGCCGACAGCAGGACGGCAGCAGCCUCUACUCUGUGAUGCCAGAAACUCUGGAGACCCGACAUGCCAAGCAGGUUUCUGAGAUGCAGAGCCAGGUCCGGUAUCAGUCGGACCUGAAGCAGCUGCAGUCCAGCUUGUUCUCCAGCCUUCCUCAGACGCUGCAGACCCAGCGGGCCAAAGAGGUGACCGACCUGCAGAGCCAGGUGAAGUAUAAGGCGGACCAUCAGAAGGACUCGCCGUCUCUGUACCAGCAGCUCAGCGAGACGCCGGAGAUGCAGCGGUCCCGGCAGGUUCUGGAGGUCCAGAGCGAGGUGAAGUACAGGAAGGACCUGGAGGAUCUGCCCGGCUCGCUGUUCGCUCUGCUGCCUGAAACCCUGCAGACGCAGUUCGUUAAGGAAAUGGCCGAGACGCACAGCGAGGUGAAGUACAAGCAGGCGGCGAAGGAGCAGGCGGCUUCAUCUCUUUACUCCUCGCUGCCUGAAACCCUGGAGACCCGACACGCCAAAGACGCUGCAGCGCUGCAGAGCCGCAAAAAAUACUGCGAGGAAGGAAGGAGGGAGAUGAGCUGCCCUCUGUACGCCCAGCUGGCUGAAACAGCAGAAACUCAGUUUGCCAGAGAGGUUUCAGAAAUCCAGAGCGAGAACAAAUAUAAGGAAGGAGGGAAGAAGAUCCAGACGGUCAGCGUUUACUCUCAGCUCCCAGAAACCAACCAAACCCAGUUCGCUAAAACCGUUUCUGAGAUCCAGAGUCAGGUGAAAUAUAAAGAGUCAGGAAAAAAAGAAACGUCCAGCAGUUUGUACUCAAAGCUUCCUGAGACUCUGGAGACGCAGCAUGCGAAAGACGCGACGCAGCUACAGAGCCAGGUGAAGUACAAGCAGCCGCUCAGCGUCUCUCUGUUCCACCGCCUUCCUGAGACGACGGAGACGCGGCUCGCCAAGGAGCUCAGAGACGUUUACAGCCAGGUGAAGUACAGAGAGGAGGGGAAGAAGGAGAUGAGCAGGAGCCUUUACUCCCGCCUCCCGGAGACGGAGGAGACGCAGCGGGCCAGAGAGACGGCCGAGAUCCAGAGCCAGUCAAAGUACAGGAAGGACCUGGAGGAUCUGCCCAGCCCUCUGUUCUCUCUGCUGCCUGAAACUCUGCAGACGCAGUUUGUUAAAGACAUGAGCGAGACGCACAGCGAGGUUAAAUACCGGGAGGCGAGCAGGAAGCAGAGCGGCGGCGCUCUGUUCCACCGGCUGCCCGACACGCUGGAGACGCGCCGCGUUAAAGACGUUACUGAGCUGCAGAGCCAGUUUAAAUACAAGCAGAGCGGCAAGAAGUUCUUGUCGUCUAGUUUCUACGCUCAGCUGCCAAAGACCGCAGAGACGGAGCUCGCCGCCAAGAUGGCCGACCUGCUGAGCGAGAACAAAUACAAAGAGGACGGCGUGAAGAGCCGCUCACGCAGCCUCUACGCCCAGCUGCCGGAAACCAGCGAGAUCAACUUCGCUAAGACAGUUUCUGAGCUGCAGAGCGAGGUUAAAUACAAGGAGGCCAGCAGGAAGGAGGCGGGCAGCUGUCUGUACCAGCGGCUGCCUCAGACUCUGGAGACUCAACAUGCCAAGGACGCCGCACAGCUGCAGAGUGAGGUACAGAGGGAACCGGGCCAGAACCAGCAGAACCUCAGGAGGUUCUGAUCUGCAACCAACAGUUACACA